Molecule: messenger RNA, 5414 nt
Organism: Trifolium pratense (red clover)
Lineage: Eukaryota; Viridiplantae; Streptophyta; Magnoliopsida; Fabales; Fabaceae
Exons: 5
Coding region: 39-5153 (1704 amino acids)
Source: RefSeq, a predicted model, not a curated record
ACACACUUUUGCUUUCUUCACUCAUAACAAGAUCAUCAAUGGCUACUCCGAAAGAACACAUUGAAGAGAUAAGAACAACAAAGUUUUCUAUUGGCGGGAAACCUAAUCCUUUGACUGAAGAUCUUCAUCAUGCUGUCAAAAAUCUUUCUGCUGAACUUUAUGCAAAAGAUGUUCAUUUUCUCAUGGAACUCAUUCAAAAUGCUGAAGAUAACAACUAUCAUGAAGGAGUGAGUCCAACACUUGAGUUUGUCAUAACUUCUGAUGACAUUACUGGUACUGGUGCUCCAGCCACAUUGCUUAUUUUCAAUAAUGAAAAGGGUUUCUCUCCGAAAAACAUCGAUUCCAUUUGCAGUGUUGGAAGGUCAACAAAGAAAGGCAACAGGAGCAGUGGUUACAUAGGAGAGAAAGGAAUUGGUUUCAAGAGUGUGUUUCUGGUUACUGCUAAGCCUUACAUUUUUAGCAAUGGAUAUCAGAUAAGGUUCAAUGAGAAGCCUUGUCCACAUUGCAGCCUCGGCUAUAUAGUUCCUGAAUGGGUUGAGAAGCCAACCCUUAUUGACAUAACACAGAUAUAUGGUAAAGAUUCUCUUCCAACUACGACAAUCGUCUUGCCCCUGAAGCCAGAUAAGGUCAAACCUGUUAAACAGCAGCUCUCAAGCGUUCAUCCAGAAGUCCUUUUGUUUCUAACCAAAAUCAGACACCUUUCUGUCAGAGAAGUUAAUGAAAAUCCUGAGCAGAACACUGUGACUGCUGUAUCUAUUUCAAGUGAGAUUAACUUUGUGACUAGGAAAAACAUGAAUGCCGAGUCUUACACACUCCAUCUCUCUGCAGAGGAGAAUAGUGAUGCUGAGAAGGAAUGCAGCUACUACAUGUGGAAGCAAAAGUUUCCGGUAAGGUCGGAAAAUGUGGUCGAAAGGAGAACGGAUGUGGAAGAAUGGGUUGUGACACUGGCCUUCCCUAAUCAAGAGAGGCUUCAUAUAGGCAAAAGCUCAACAGGGGUCUAUGCUUUUCUUCCUACGGAGAUGGUCACUAAUUUUCCUUUCAUUAUUCAAGCAGAUUUUGUCCUUGCCUCAUCAAGGGAGACAAUUCUCUUGGAUAAUAAAUGGAACCAAGGGAUACUUGAAUGUGUUCCAUCAGCCUUUAUGGAUGCACUCAGAACACUUGUCAUAGGAUCAGAUGAAGCUCCAGUAUCCAGUUUGGUGCGUAUGUUCAAGUUCCUUCCAAUUGAAAGUUCUCCAUUUGAGAAGUUUAAUUAUGUGAGGGACAAAAUCAAAGCCAAAUUGGUUGACGAAAAUAUUGUCCCUAUUGAAACAUACACAAAGCAGAAGCACUUCUAUAAGCCUGGUGAAGUUAAUAGGCUGCUACCUGGAUUCUGGAAAGUUUUAACUAAAGCCCGGGACGAAGGAGUGUACUUGCUUAACCUAUCUUCUCAUGAUGGGAGGAAAAUCUUGAAUUCUUCAUUUGAUAAAAGUGAGUAUGAUCAAGUGCUCAAUUUUUUAGGGGUAAAAUCAGUGUCCGUUGAUUGGUAUGCAAAGUGCAUCCAGAGUUCUAAUCUUGUGGAUGGAGUAUCAGAAGAUCUCUAUCUUCAGCUUUUACUUUUUGUUGCAAAAAACUGGUCUUCAAGAUUUAAGGGCACAAACAUUAAGAGGAUUCCAUUGAUUAAAUAUGUGGCUUCUGAUGGUACUCUAGCCUCUUUCAGUCUUGAUGAAUGUGCACAGCCCCAUCCAUUUUCUAAGCGAGUAGUACUAACUGACUCAAGUGAGUCCAAUGCUUGCUCUUGGCUGAUCAAUUGGAACAAGGAAUUUUCAUUUGCAGCAAACCAGUUUUUUAUGCCUGAAAGCAUACAAAAUGCUAUAUUGUGUUUUGCCCAUAAACAGACUUUGAUGGAAUGGCUUGCAAAUGAAGUUUAUGUUACUAAUUUGAGCGUGUACACUUUUGCCAACGUCUUCUGUAGUUCUGCUAAAAAUAACAACAAACUUGCCAUUGCAUAUGCUCAUUUCCUAUACCACUCUUUGUUAAAAGGUUAUUUGUCAAAGCGGGAGGUUGAUAGUCUAUGUAAUUCUCUGCCACUUGUUGACAACUAUGGCUGCGUCACACAAAGAAGAAAAGGGGUUCUCUUGCCUGCAAAUGUGAGCAAAUGGGCAGACUUAAUUGUUUCUAAUCCUUGGAGGAAUGAAAAUUAUAUUGAGCUUGGAAACGUUUACCUAAAUGCAUCAUCUUAUGCUGGUCAAUUUACAGCUUCCGAGAUGCUUAUUAAUUUCCUCACAACUCAUGUUGGAGCUUCUGACAUACCUUAUAUAUCUCCUCCGAAUGCUGGGUUUUCCGCCGUUAAUACACCACUUACAAAAGACAAUGCCUUUUUGCUUUUGGAUUGGAUUCGGAAUCUGAAGAACAAGGGAGUACACCUACCAGAGAGGUUUUUGAAAUGUAUAAAAGAUGGAAGCUGGCUUAAAGUUACCAUCAAUGGAUACAGGCCUCCUUCAAAGUCGUUCUUAAUUCGCUCACCAUUGGGGGAAAUUUUGCAAAGUGGUUCAGUUCUUGUUGAUAUACCUCUGAUUGAUGAGAGCUUCUAUGGGGAUAGAAUAAAUAAGUAUGAAGAGGAGUUGAAGACAAUUGGAGUGAUGUCCAGCUGUGAGGAUGCAUGCAAUUUCAUUGGAAGAGAACUGAUGUCUCGUGCGUCUUCCUUUACUUUAAGUAAGAAUCAUGUUCUUUUGAUGCUUAACUUCGUCCAAUAUCUCAGGAGAAGUGUUCUUCCUCUGGAAAAAUUUGUAAACAGCAUCAGAGAUGAGCCUUGGCUAAAGACAUCUUGGGGUCUUAGGUCUCCUGUGGGAACUGUAUUGUAUGAUUCCGGAUGGCAAGUGGCAUCACAAAUUAGUAAUAUCCCCUUUAUCGAUCAAUCUUAUUAUGGUGAGGAAAUAUCUAAUUACAAAGAGGACCUAAAGUUGCUAGGCGUGAUAGUUGAAUUAUCUGGAAAUCACCAAAUUGUCAUUGAGCAUUUAAAAUCACCCUCAAAUUUGGCCUCUUUGACAGCUGAGGCUGUUCUUUUGAUAAUAAAAUGCAUCAGAUUCUUGAAUGCCCCUACGAAGCUGUUAAGUUCACUGAAGGAAGCAAGCUGCCUUAAGACAAAUUUGGGUUACAAACUACCGAUUGAAUGUUUCAUGUAUGACCAGGUAUGGGGCUGCAUUUUGGAUGUAUUCAACGACAUUCCUGUGAUUGAUCAUAAAUUCUAUGGAGAGAAGAUUUUUGAUUACAAAGACGAACUGAGGAAAAUCGGUGUGGUGGUUGAUUUUGGAGAUGCUAUAAAAAUAUUUGCUUCUCUCUUCAAUCAGAAGGCAUCACAAACUUCAUUUAACCCAGAAAAUGUCAUGUCUUUUCUUUCUUGUUGCAAGCAGCUUAAGGGAACUGUAUAUAAAUUUCCUUCUGAUUUCUCAACCAUUAUACAUAAUCAGAAGUGGCUAUAUACUAAGGUUGGUUGUUAUGCGUGCCCAAGAAAAUGUAUUUUAUAUGGUCCUGAGUGGAAAUCUAUUUCUUCAAUUACUUGUCUCCCUUUCAUUGACGACAGUGACAAAUUUUAUGGUGCGACAAUACAUCAGUACAAAGAAGAGCUGAAGAACAUUGGAGUUGUUACUGAAUUGAAACAUGGAGUGAGGUUUGUGCCUGAAUGUAUGAAUUUUCCUUCAGAUAGCUCCACCAUUACUCCUGAAAGUGUGUUUUCUUUGAUGGAAUGCAUCCGAAGUCUAUUGCAAGAGCAUAAGCUUUCCAUCGAAGAUGACUUCAAAAAGCAAUUAUCGAGAAAUUGGUUAAAGACACAUGCUGGUUAUAGGCCUCCAGAGAUGUGUUUGUUGUUUGAUGCCAAGUGGAGGACUUUCUUCAAUCCAACUGAUGGGCCUUUUAUUGAUGGAAAUUUUUAUGGACCUAAAAUGGCAUCUUUCCAGAAAGAACUCAUAGCAAUAGGAGUCACUGUUGACCUAGAGAAUGGGUGCGCCUUACUUGCCAGUCACCUUGACUCUCUCUGUAACACUGAUAAUAUUGUGAAAAUAUACAGGUACUUAUCCGAAUACAAUUGGAAACCAGAGGAGGAAGCUGACAAGAAAAUUUGGAUUCCGAAUGGAACUGAAGGUGGAAAGUGGGUCAACUCUGAAGAAUGCAUCAUACAUGACCCAGAUAAGAUUUUUAGCUUAAAAUUUUAUGUUCUUGAAGAUAUCUAUGAUAGGAAGAUUCUUCCCUUCUUUACCUUUGCCAUGGAAGUCAGGAGUAAGCCCUCACUUGAUGAUUAUGUUGAUGUUUGGAAUGAUUGGGAGAGAUCAUCAGAAGAAUUGUCAUAUGAUAAGUGCUCGAAAUUCUGGAUGUUUAUCCUGAAACACUUGGGCACAAAUACAGAGAAGAAACUUUCUGAGAGGCUGAUCAAACUACCUGUAACAACAGGCAGCAAUGAAAUAUUUCUGUUGGAUAAAGAAGAUGUGUUUAUUCCUGAUAACCUUCAUCUGAAGAAACUUUUUGAGCAGGAGAAUUUUUUUGUGUGGUAUCCUCAGCAGAACUUUGGGCCAUUGUCCAUUUCCAAGAUAUACGACAUCUACCGAAAAAUCGGUGCUCGAAAUAUCUCUGAAUCACUAUGCAUGGAAGAAUCAUCCGUAGUUGAUGAUGAUGGUGUUGAACUGGUGCAAGUGGAUCAUAAUAGUAUUUUCAAUUUAAAAGGUUUGGUUAAGCUCAUUCUUGGUUUCCUUUCUUGUUCUAGCCUGAAAAUGGAACCAGAUAAGAGGCAUGAUGCUGUUCAAGGUCUUCUCAACCUGAGUUUCCUUGAGACAAUGGUGCCGGUCACGGUCAGCUAUAGUUUAUCACUGUCAUCAGGGAACAUCAUUACAAAGAAAGAUGACAAAAUGGUACGCUGGGAAAGGCAAAAUGCCAAGUUUUUCAUCCAGAAGACGGAUGACUCUCAUAGAAAUACACUGAAGUAUGCAACAUAUUUCUCUGAAGCAAUAUCAGAAGGUGUCUUGUGUGAGAAUCAUGAUUUUGUUCCUGCUCUCUCAGAAUUGAUCACGUUGGGUUUUGUGCUGAAAUUCAAGAAUGGAGAUAUUGAAUUUCUGAUGGAGACCAAGAAUUUACAGAUUUUCUGCGAGGAUGAGAAGUUCCUCAGUUCUGCAUUCCCUUCUGACUAAGUAUUCUGCUUAGGUUUACUUGCUAUAUGUCUGCCUCUUUACAAUAUGUUUUAAGUAUUCUCGUUCACUUAACUUUGGUCUAUUUUCAGUGUGGUUUGUGUGACUAUGUUAAGAAACCUUUAUAUUAUUGUAUCACUAUAUUACUUACGAGUAUCUGCCAACAAUAUUUUGCUUCCUUCAUUUCUAUUUGAUGUCAUUUCUAUUUACCACAUGACAUACUAACGAAAUUUAUCGACCGAUACAAAUAAAGACCCUAAAAAA